Molecule: messenger RNA, 529 nt
Organism: Hordeum vulgare subsp. vulgare (domesticated barley)
Lineage: Eukaryota; Viridiplantae; Streptophyta; Magnoliopsida; Poales; Poaceae
Product: pathogenesis-related protein 1-like
Exons: 2
Coding region: 47-529 (160 amino acids)
Biological process (GO): abscisic acid-activated signaling pathway; defense response
Cellular component (GO): cytoplasm; nucleus
Molecular function (GO): protein phosphatase inhibitor activity; signaling receptor activity; abscisic acid binding
Source: RefSeq, a predicted model, not a curated record
CACAUCCCUUACACCGGUUGUGCUAGCUUGAUCAUCACAGCAAGCAAUGGCCUCCACCAACAGCUGGACCCAUGAGAUUGAGUCGUCGGUCUCUGCAUCGCGCCUCUUCCGUUCCGGUGUCAUGGACUGGCACACCCUGGCUCCCAAGCUCGCAUCACAGAUCAUCACCAGCGCCCAUCCUGUUGAGGGAGAAGGCGGCAUCGCCAGUGUCACACAGUUUAAGUUCACCUCAAUCAUGCCCUUCAACCUCAUGAAAGAGAGGCUCGACUUCAUUGACGUGGACAAGUGCGAGUGCAAGUCAACCCUCAUCGAGGGUGGUGGCAUCGGCACGACAAUCGACACGGCCACGUCGCACAUCAAGGUGGAGCUGGCAGCUAACGGUGGGAGCGUAAUGAAGGUGGAAUCGACAUACAAGUUGCUGCCAGGCGUGGAGGUGAACGAUGAGAUCACCAUGGCCAAGGACUCUGUGACAGCCAUUUUCAAGGCAGUCGAGGCCUACCUUAUCGCCAACCCGGAUGCCUACAACUAA